UGUGCAAUUUUUAGCUUAUACGAGUUUCUACUCUAGGCAUUUGUCACUCUAUGCAAAUUGAGACGCUCCAAGCGUAAAGAUAAAGACAAAGAAAUAAACGACUGAACACAUUUUAAGCAGAAUUUUCUUUACACAACUAAAAUGGAAGAUGAUGGAAUACCUGUUACCAACAAUUUCUUAAAAGAUCCACUUUGCUUGGGAGAUCUCAUAAGUAGCGGAGCGAGUUUUGAAAUCAAUACAAACUUCGAUGAGGGAUUUACCAAUGAUAUAUACGAUGAACUUAAUAUAGGUUCUGAUGAUGAACAAGAUGAUGGCAAAAAUGCAUUUGAUCGCAACGAGUUGGUGUCACCUUGGACCGAACCGUUUGAAGACUUAAAACCGCGCAUGCAAAAAGUUAAUGAACACGUGUGGAAAAAGAUAACAAAAGUUGGCUUGGAACAAGAACCGGUGGUUCCGAAUAAUGCCAGAGUUUGUAUACGUUAUAAUGCUUACUGGGAAGGUGAAGGCGCACCUUUUGAUUCGAGUUUUCUGCGUGGUUCAUCCUACAGUUUCUAUACGGGUCGCAAUGAGGUGUUGGAAGGCCUGGAAGUAGCUGUACGCACUAUGCAUAAAGGAGAACAUGCUCAAUUUGUAAUUUCCUAUCACUUGCUAUUUCGCGAAAUGGGUUGUCCACCACGCGUUAAACCCAAGGCUGAUGGUCUAUUCAUAAUUGAAUUGGUGUCUUAUAAUUUGGUGGGCGAUAUCGACGCCGAUCAACAAAUAGCCGAACAAGAUCGUAACAAGUUUACAAUAGUGAUUGACAAGGUAAAGGAAAUUCAUUUGAAGGGUUUGGAUUUCUUUAGCCAGGGAACUUAUCGUAAUGCCUGCAGAGCCUUCGAAAAAGCAGUAGAUAUUUUGAAAUUCUGUCGUUUGGCCAAUGACCAGGAAGAGAAAGAACAAAGCUCAUUUUUAAUAAAACUUUAUACAAAUCUAGCUGUUUGCUAUAAUAAGACUAAUGCUCCAGGCAAGACCUGUUUAAUGUGCAAAGAAAUCCGUGAGUUAACCCAUAAUAAACCCUCCUGUAAAGCUCUAUUUCAAGAGGGCAGAGCCUAUCUAAUGUUAGGAGAAUAUGAAAAAGCUCGCCAUCUCUUAGUGAAGGCGCAACACAUGGAACCUCAAAAUCUUGAUAUUGGUAAAGAACUAAAGAUCUUGGAUGAACGCUAUAAACGCUAUAAGGAAAAUGAACGUAAAAUUUGGACAAAGGCCAUGGGCAUUAUAAAAACUGUUCAAAAGACUGAUGAUGCUAAUGCCAAUCAUGGUGAUGCAGCCAUUUUUACAUUGAAAGAGGAAAUGAUGAAAUUAAUGCGUGAAUUUAAGGAAGAUGAAGAACAAAAUAAUUUAAAAUUACCGGCUGGUCUAACUAAUAAAGAAAUAGAAACGGUUGAUGAGUUGGCGAAGCAAUUAGACUUGAAGUUAUCACUCAAUCCCUUGGAUAACAGUAGUUAUACGAUAACUAAAAAGAAAUAAGUAGAAAAAUGGUACGUGUUUUAUUUUUCAUUUUUAAAAAUAUUCAUUUUAUUAUUUUUUUUAAUAAAUCAUUUGUGUGUCUACAAGGAAAACGUGCAUAUUUUUAAGAUAUGCAUAAAAAAA
Messenger RNA from Lucilia sericata (common green bottle fly), 1629 nucleotides. Its product is annotated as inactive peptidyl-prolyl cis-trans isomerase shutdown-like. The transcript has 2 exons. The coding region runs from base 142 to 1506 and encodes 454 amino acids. Gene Ontology annotation, molecular function: peptidyl-prolyl cis-trans isomerase activity; protein binding. The record is from RefSeq and is a predicted model, not a curated record. NCBI's taxonomy places the organism in Eukaryota, Metazoa, Arthropoda, Insecta, Diptera, Calliphoridae.